This is a messenger RNA of Encephalitozoon cuniculi GB-M1, 291 nucleotides long. Its product is annotated as 40S ribosomal protein S10. The transcript has a single exon. The coding region runs from base 1 to 291 and encodes 96 amino acids. Lineage: Eukaryota; Fungi; Microsporidia; Unikaryonidae. The record is from RefSeq and is marked provisional.
AUGUUGGUACCGACGGCGAAUAAGUAUAAGAUAAAGAGGCGCUUGCUUGAGAAGAAGGCGCUUCUGCUUGAAGACACUGUCCUUGGGAACCACAGAGACCUCGAGAUUCCCAACCUACAUCUGAAGAUAUUCAUGAAGACCAUGAUUUCCUACGGGUAUGUCCAAAGGAUUCAUGUAUGGAGACACUCAUACUUUCUCCUGACACCCCUUGGGGAGUCCAGGCUGAGGGAGGAGCUGGUCUUUACCGACGAGGGUGUUGCCAGCCAGGAGGCACCGGCUGUAUCUGCCUGA